Molecule: messenger RNA, 787 nt
Organism: Zea mays
Lineage: Eukaryota; Viridiplantae; Streptophyta; Magnoliopsida; Poales; Poaceae
Exons: 2
Coding region: 68-562 (164 amino acids)
Source: RefSeq, a predicted model, not a curated record
AUGCCGGGACGCUCGUACGACGAGCUAGCAGUCGAUACAUCAGCAACACACAGCUACGAUACAAUACAUGGCGGCGACGACGACGGCGAGCAUGAUGGCGCGGGUGGAUCGGCUGGACCUGCUGCUGGGCUACCUGGAGGAGAUGCACCGCAAUGGCAACGGCAACGCUAGUCCCCCUAGUGCUACAACCGCAUCAUCACCCUCCACCCUUGCCGCCGGCGGAGUCCAUCUCAUCAGCAGUGACGACGACGUCGACGUCGACUCCUCCGCCGGCCCCAGCACGCCGACCUGGCGCCGGCCGCGGCCCGCCAAGGAGGUGCUGGAGGAGGCGCAGGCCAAAGGAAGCCUCAUCGACCGCAUAGCCUCUCUGGAACACCGUGUGCUCAAGAUGGAAGAGGACAUGGAGGUCACACCAGCUAACACGGACAAGGCUAGCCAACAGCCGAGAGCGACGAUGAUGAUGAGCAAGAACGACGAUCCAAGCAGGAAGAAGAAGAAGAAGGGGCUCAAGAGCUUGGUCAAGUCCUGCCUGCGUCAUCAGAGGCAACCUCAAACCUUUUAGGCGUUUCGCUGCUGCAGCUGCGGCUGAGCUACGUGUACGUGUGUGUAUAUAUAUAGGCUAGCAGUGUGAUGAACUUGUGUGUAUGCAACUAUGAGUUUAUAAGGCCAACCAAGUACGUAUGAUGAACAAAUUGGCAAACGGAGAUCGAUCGAGUACAUCUUCUGGGUGUACUUUGACGUUGCUGCUCUAUACCAAAACCAAAGUUCUUCUGAACGGUUUCCUGCA